Messenger RNA from Diachasma alloeum, 3954 nucleotides. RefSeq names its product serine/arginine repetitive matrix protein 2 (gene Srrm234). Lineage: Eukaryota; Metazoa; Arthropoda; Insecta; Hymenoptera; Braconidae. The transcript is spliced from 8 exons. The record is from RefSeq and is a predicted model, not a curated record. The coding region runs from base 625 to 3369 and encodes 914 amino acids.
GGCGUCCAGACGCCACUGGCAGUCCAGAAAUCGCGAAUUCGAGAUAAAUAAAAUAGGGAAAAUGUAGUCCAGAGGCGACUCGAGAGUUUUCACACUCGUAAAAUCACAUAAGUCUUCCACUAGGUUUAAUAAUUAAUAUUAAGAACAUAAAUUAAAGAUAAUUAGCAAGAAACUAAUCUAGUAAAUUUAUAACGCGUUAAUUUUGUCAAUUUUCUAACCAUUUUUCGAGUAAAAAAAUGGAAAUUGAAUUUAAAAUUUAAAGAAAAUAAUGAAUUACUGUGAGUGUGCCUCAUCCAACGUCUUCCAAGGAUAUUAAUCACUUGAAAUAUAUAUUAUUGAUUAUUAAAAGUAUGCAAACACGAAUUUAUGAGCGGAAUAAUGCGAAUCGACGAAUGAAUGAGAAUUUUGUGGAGGAAAAAUUGCUAAAUUACCAGGGAAAUUGAGCUUUCCGGUAAUUGUGGGAUGAUUUGAGGCACCAGGAAGUCGUUGAAACCUCCAUUUGACGUGCUACGAGUGCCUCCAAGUGUCCGGAGAUCAUCCAAUCGUCCCAGGAGGCUCUCCUGAUUAUUCGACAUUAUAUUGAAAUAGAGUUUAUUCAAUUGGCGGAUUUAUUUUGAGACCCAAAUGACGAUGUCUGCGUUCAUACCGAAGACAGCGCGUGGCCGGGGCCCACCUGACGGUCGAGCCUUCUUCGAACGCCUCUGGAGGGGCAAUUUCUUUCUCGACAGGCAGAAAGUCAUCAAGAGAUCGAGAAAACGAAAAUUAAAUACAGCUAAUGGUAGAAAAAAAAUGAUGAUGAAGCAUUGCUGCUGCUGUCAGAGAAUUCAGCUGCAUUUGCUUGCCGGGAAGAGGACUAGUAUUAAAUCAGUCGUGAGCGUCCGAGAGACACACCAAGUGGCUGAGGCACAGCAGGAGAAGAAUGCCAAGUUGAGGGAGGCUUUUGGCAUAUCUGAGUACUUCGUUGAAGGCAGUAGUCUGGAUCCUGAACGACACGCUAGGGAGGCCGAGGCCAGGGCUGCUGCCAGCAAAGUUUAUGAGCUUGUGCACAGCCCCAGUCCACCAGCCGUUGAAGAGACACCAGCACCUGAGAAGAAGAAUAAGAGGAAGAGGUCGGCCAGCAGCACCAAGAAGAAAAAGGGGAAGAAGCAUAAGAGGGACAGGUCCGAAUCACCCAAGAUUGGUAAGAAGAGGGAUAAGUCGAAGAAAAAGAAGAAGGAGAAGAAACCCAGGAAGGAAGUUACAACUAGUGACAGUGAAUCGUCUAAUGAGGAUUCUGAUAACAGCAGUUCCUCGGAGGCUGAAAUCAAGAAGAAGAAGCGGAAGAAGAAGAAGAAAUCAAAAACCGAGAGCAAACACGAGAAGAAAAAGUCGACCAAGAGGAAGCACCAAAGUUCUUCGAGUUCAUCUGCCUCCUCUCCAGAGCGUCCUAAGAAGCGCGCAAAGACUCCAGAGAGGCCGCCAGCCCCGGCCCCCCGUCCGGAGAAGACCCGAGGCUCGACUCCCCCCCAGAAGUCCCGAGAGGUCGAUCGAGAGAGGAAAAAAUCGAAAACCCCCCCGAAGGAGCCCCCCACCACCCACAUCUCCCGCCGCAAUCGUUCGUCCUCUCGACCCCAUGGUGACCGCACAAGAAGCCCCAGAUCCCCACGAAAGCUCUCGAGGCAGUCGCGACCGAGAAGAGCCUCCCCAUCCCCCAGAAGACGAAGGGCAGUGUCUCGAUCCCCCAGAAGACCCUCUCGUUACUCCCGAUCCCGCAGCAGGAGUCGCUCCAGAUACUCCAGAUACACCUCCCGACGUUACCCCUCACCCUCGACCUAUCGGCGACGCAAUUCAAGGUCAAGAAGGCAGACGUCGAGGUCCCCAAUGAGGAGAAACAGACGCGAAAGAUCCAGAGACAGAAGGAAAAGCAGAUCGAGGUCACGAUCUCUGUUGAAGAGAUCGACGAGUCGAUCGAGAAGAUCGAGGAGUCACUCGAGAAGAUCGAGGAGUCACUCGAGAAGAUCGAGGAGUCACUCGAGAAGAUCGAGGAGCCACUCGAGAAGAUCGAGCCUCUCGUACUCACCAGUCAGACGACAUCCUGAUCGGUAUCGAGACGUUCUGGAGGAUAAAAAGCACAAGACGUCAGAGAAGCCAAAGGGAAAGUCCAGAUCUCCGUCGAAGCAGAAUAAACCGAGGAUCAUCACCCCCAGGGUCUCGCUGAGGUCCUCCAGCGAGGAUGAGGCCGACCCUGGGGACGACGAGCCGAGGCCUGAGGACGAGGAGAGAAUCAGAGAACUCAAUACUCUGAAGCAGCUGCAAAGUGGUCUAGCUGCUAAAGCACGUGAGUCGCUUGGAAAGAAAGUGAUUUCUCCGGUGAAGAUCAAGACCGAGAGGAAGGAGGAGAUCCUGGAUAUUGCUCUGCCUGCGGAGCCUCCGAAGGAGCUGAAUAUCGUUGAUCAAGUGGUGGAGAAGUCGCCGGAUUGCGAUGGAAAGCUCGAGGAGGUGAGUCAGGAGGUGGGGAAAAAUCCUGGGAGAUCUGUUGAGUCGAGCAGAUCGCCUUCUCCUGCGCUACCUCUGACGAGAGAGGAGGCCGAGGUGGAGGUGCGGAUCGAGCUGAGGUCGCCGUCAGAGUCGCCUCCCUUGGGGCCCAGGUCCCUGGGGAACAAGUCCUACUCGAGGUCGAGGUCCAGGUCCUCUUCGAGGUCGCUAUCGAGGGACAAGGAGUCCAGGGGGUCGAGGAAGUCCAGGUCCAGGGACAAGUCUGUCUCACCAUCGAAGAGGUCGACCAGUGGGUCUAGGGGGAAAACUGGGUCGUUGGGGUCGCCGGCGAGGUCCAAGGCCUCGAGGAGGUCGAGGAGCUCCUCGGGGUCGAAGAGGUCACUCUCGAGGUCGAGGUCUGUGUCCGUGAAGAAGAUUAGGAGCAGGAGCACCAGCAGGUCGAGGAGUGGGGGGAAAAAGUCGAGGAGUCGCUCGGUUUCCAAGUCCAGGAGCAGGUCCAGGUCGGCCUCGAGGGGGAGCAGGGACAAGGGGAAGAGGAGUCGAAGUAGGAGCAGCUCGGUGUCUUCGAGGAGUUCUAGGCACAGUAGAAGGAGUUUCUCAUCAUCCUCUCGUUCCUCAAGCAGUGGCUCAAGUCGUUCCUCUAGGUCGUCAUCAAGCUCAUCAGGCUCCAGCAGAUCGAGGUCUCCCUCAAUUCCACGACGCCACGGGUCCCCGAGUUUCCUCGACAGACGUCGUAUCACCAGCGCUAGAAAACGACCGAUACCGUAUCAUCGACCAACACCAUCGCCCCCAUCGUCUCCCAGCACCAGUGUAUCCUCGAGAAAUUCAGAUUGGUCGAGUCCAAGUAGAAGAUCCAGUCAUUCACCAACUCGAAGUCCAUCUUAUACACGUUGAUGUGUACGUAAUCCAAUUUUUCUUCGUGUUUAUUUUUUUUGAGAAUUUUUUGAAAUUAAAUUAUUCACAUUUUUUCGAGAUAAAAAUCGUGUUUAUCUCCCCGUCUUCUUGUCCAUGAGAAAUGUCUCUUCAUUAUUUUCUCGUUUAUUUGAGAGGAUUCUAGUCGAAUUAAGAUGAUAUUGAAAUUGAUCUGGUGACCAAAUUGAGAUGAAUUCAUUGUGAUUUUAACGAUAUUUAGUGCAAUGUUGAAUUACCAUCUGUUUUUCCACUUGUAAAUAUAGAUUAUUUGUACUAAUUAUUGAUUAACACUUUAGACGUUUUAUUAAUCAAUCGAUAAAUUGAUUAAUUAGGUAAGAAUUAUCUAGUCAUUAAUUUAUUCAACACUGAUUUGCGGAAAAAUCGAGGAAACUAUUCGUAGAAAAUGAUUUAUUUUAAUUGCACGUAAUUAAAUUCAUUCGAUGAAGUAUUAAUGAAAUUGAAAUGUUAAUGAUCUCUGAUUUAACUGUAAGAUAAUCUGUAUUGUUGUUGUGUGAUUAAGAAAAAAUCCAAGCUUCACGAUAAUAAAGAAAAACCAUUGGAAAUUUA